Molecule: messenger RNA, 656 nt
Organism: Botrytis cinerea B05.10
Lineage: Eukaryota; Fungi; Ascomycota; Leotiomycetes; Helotiales; Sclerotiniaceae
Exons: 2
Coding region: 125-544 (139 amino acids)
Source: RefSeq, a predicted model, not a curated record
AAACAAACAAACAGACAGACAGACAUCAUUCAAUUGAACGCUAUAUAAAUUAGUUUCGAUUCAAUAUUUGCGUUUAUAACACACACGAUACAAUACAAGAAAACCCCAAACCCAAACCAAAAUCAUGUCUCCAACCCCCUUUCUCCGCCUCCUCCGCCGCACAACCAUCCCACGCAGCGCCCUCACUCGCCCAUCCCCCCUCCCCGUCCGCACUUUCACCCACACUGCCAGCCCCCUCUUCCCACGCAAAGACUCCCAACACAAAGACAGCAUCGACACCACCGCGACCGAAUACUCCAAAUCCGGAUCCGACGACGCAGCGGCACGCGAAGAAUCCGCCGCAUUCGAUCCGAGCAUCACCUCUCCCGAGUCUGAGAAGUCCGAAGCGGGAAAGGGGGGAGACGGGAAUCCGCUGGAUGUGAGUCCGGCGAAUCAGGAGGUGAGUCAGCCGAGGGGGGAACAGGAGGGUGGCGCGGAGAGGAGUCCUGGGGAUAAGAAUGUGAGUGGGAAGAAGGGGAGUGGGUUUGGAAAGGGGGGGAAAUAGGGAUAUAUAAGAUGUGGUGGGAUUGAAGAUAUUUUAUGUAUAUGAUUGUAGGAAACGGAAAGGAUGGAAGUAUGGAAAUGGGAAAAUCGAUAAUAUGAAUCUAUAGUCGUCA